CCUAUGCCUGUCACUCACAGGGAUGAUACAGGCUGUGGCGGGAUUUUUCACCUAUUUUGUGAUCCUGGCAGAGAAUGGUUUUAAGCCUCUUGAUCUGCUGGGUAUCCGUCUGCACUGGGAUGAUCGAAACCUGAACGACCUAGAAGACAGUUAUGGGCAGCAGUGGACCUAUGAGCAGCGGAAGGUGGUGGAGUUCACAUGCCACACGGCCUUCUUCAUCAGCAUUGUGAUUGUGCAGUGGGCUGACCUCAUCAUCUGCAAGACACGCCGGAAUUCACUCUUCAAGCAGGGCAUGAAAAACAAAAUUCUAUUAUUUGGAAUCAUUGAGGAGACACUCCUGGCAGCUUUCCUGUCCUACACUCCAGGCAUGGAUGUGUCCCUGCGAAUGUACCCACUCAAGAUAAACUGGUGGUUCUGUGCCAUUCCCUACAGUGUUCUCAUCUUCAUCUAUGACGAAUUCAGAAAACUCAUCAUCCGUCGACGGCCUGGUGGAUGGCUGGAGAAGGAGACAUACUACUAA
Messenger RNA from Onychomys torridus (southern grasshopper mouse), 520 nucleotides. RefSeq names its product sodium/potassium-transporting ATPase subunit alpha-4-like. Gene Ontology annotation, biological process: intracellular sodium ion homeostasis; proton transmembrane transport; potassium ion import across plasma membrane. The transcript is spliced from 5 exons. Lineage: Eukaryota; Metazoa; Chordata; Mammalia; Rodentia; Cricetidae. The record is from RefSeq and is a predicted model, not a curated record. Gene Ontology annotation, molecular function: P-type sodium:potassium-exchanging transporter activity. Bases 23 to 520 code for a protein of 165 amino acids.